CAGCUACGUGGGAUUUAAAUCACUUCGCUUUUUCCCGUCACUGUAGCACGCGCCCUUCAUCCCGAGGAGUCCCCUGACCAGGCGCCGCGGACCUGCGGCCCAGUUCUCGCGAGAAGCUGACUAUAUCGCGGUCUUUCCUUGUUUCCAGAAUCCUUUGCGCGAGGCGGAAAAGUCUUCCUCGUAGCUCCUGGUGAUGCCGCGGGCUGACGGCGGCUUCCUCGCUCGGUCUCUCCGUGGCUGUUUGUCCGAGGACGAUGGCAGCCCCCGAGCAGCCGCUGCCGUUAUCGAGGGGAUGCCCGAGCGCCACUUCGCUCUCGUCGCCUCGGGGUGACCGAACCCUUCUGGUGAGGCACCUGCCGGCCGAGCUGACCGCCGAGGAGAAGGAGGACUUGCUGAAGUACUUCGGGGCGCAGUCGGUGCGCGUCCUGUCGGACAAGGGGCGCCUGAAACAUACAGCUUUUGCUACUUUUCCUAAUGAAAAAGCAGCUAUAAAGGCAUUAACAAGACUCCAUCAGCUGAAACUUUUAGGUCAUACUUUAGUUGUUGAAUUUGCAAAAGAGCAAGAUCGAGUACAUUCUCCAUGUCCCACAUUAGGCUCUGAAAAAAAGAAAAGGUCUGAUGACCCUGUUGAAGAGGAUAAAGAAAAGAAAGAAGUUGGCUGUUUAACAAUAGAAAAUGGAAUUGCACCAAACCAUGGGCUGACUUUUCCUCUUAAUUCAUGCCUCAAGUAUAUGUACCCACCACCUUCCAGCACAAUCCUAGCAAACAUAGUAAAUGCUUUGGCAAGUGUGCCUAAGUUUUAUGUUCAGGUGCUUCAUCUUAUGAAUAAAAUGAAUUUGCCCACACCUUUUGGACCAAUCACUGCACGACCUCCCAUGUAUGAAGACUAUAUGCUAUUGCAUGCACCUCUUCCACCCACAUCUAAGCCACCUGAGGAACCUCCUUUGCCAGAUGAGGAUGAGGAGUUAUCUAGUAAAGAAUCAGAAUAUGAAAGCAGUGACGAUGAGGACCGACAGAGAAUGAACAAACUAAUGGAACUAGCAAAUCUUCAGCCCAAAAGACCAAAAACAGUAAAGCAACGCCAUGUGAGAAAAAAGCAAAAGAUAAAGGAUAUGUUGAAUACACCUUCAUCUGCUUCACACAGCAACUUACAUCCAGUGCUGUUACCUUCGGAUGUAUUUGACCAAGCACAACCUGUAGGUAAUAAAAGAAUUGAAUUCCAUAUAUCUACUGACAUGCCAGCUGCAUUUAAGAAAGAUUUAAAAAAGGAACAGAAUUGUGAGGAAAAAAAUUAUGAUUUGCCUGCUACUGAAGUUGAUGCACCCAAUAUGGGAUUUGGAAAAAUCUUCCCCAAACCUAACUUGAACGUCACAGAGGAGAUUAAAGAAGACUCUGAUGAAAUGCCAUCAGAAUGCAUUUCUAGAAGAGAGUUGGAAAAGGGCAGAAUUUCUAGAGAAGAAAUGGAAACACUUUCAGUGUUCAGAAGUUAUGAACCUGGUGAACCGAACUGUAGAAUUUAUGUAAAGAAUUUAGCUAAACAUGUCCAAGAAAAGGACCUUAAAUUUAUUUUUGGAAGAUAUGUUGACUUUUCAUCAGAAACACAACGGAUCAUGUUUGAUAUACGCUUGAUGAAAGAAGGUCGCAUGAAGGGACAAGCUUUCAUUGGACUUCCAAAUGAAAAAGCAGCAGCAAAAGCCUUAAAGGAAGCUAAUGGAUAUGUUCUCUUUGGAAAACCCAUGGUGGUUCAAUUUGCUCGAUCUGCUAGACCAAAACAAGAUUCUAAAGAUGGAAAAAGAAAGUAUUAAAAAUUAAUAAAGAAGCAUUCCUGCGUAAAUACUGCUGUAAUACUGUCAUGCAAAGUGUAUCCUUUCUUGUCGUAUCCUUUUUGGGGCAGCGUUUUUUGUUUUUUGUUUUUUUUUUCCUAGAAAUGUUUGUCCCUCUCCCACCUAUUGAUUCAGAUUAAACUAUACUUUUUUAUACUUUAUUCAGAUGAAAUAUUUCUAAAUUUAUUUGUGUAGGUUGAACAAAUCUUUUAUGUGCUUUUUAGAUUUGUUGUUGAAAUUUUUAUACUGUCCUUUAGGUUAUAUAAUUUUUCUCGAGAAAGUUAGUGAAUCAGGUCAACUUACUUGAAGAAUGUGUGCAUUUGCUUUAACUCAGAAUGUGGUCUUGUUUCUUCUAUUUGUGUAUUUCUUAAACCUAAUUCAGUAAUAUAGGCUUUCUGUUUUAUGGUACAUCUGGUUUAGGUGUUCUAUAUGAUGUGUUGUUAAAUUUGAUUGGGGAAGGGAAUUUUUUUCUUUUAAAAAGUCCAUAUAGUGAAAAUUAAAAUAGCUAGAUUUCUAUGUAAAUUCUAAAUGAGAAUAGCAGACCUCACAUCUGAGAUCUUAUUACUGAACUCUCUUUUGGCGUAGAUAGCAAGUAUAAGUAUCUUUGUUCUUUCCUUUUCUUUUUCUAAACAAAUAAACAAAGAAGAAUAAGAAAAGAAUAACAGGGGAGAAGAUAUAAGUUGACUCGGGGUAGCACAUUAAGUGAAAAGAAAAACAAUCCUGGUAGAUCAUAAGAACAGUGAUCUCCAGACUGGUGGAUGACCAGACUGACCCAGAAUAGUGGUUCUAAAUCUUGGCUGCACGUUGGAAUAAUCUGGAAACUUUUAAAAACAUACUGCUUUAAAAAAAAAAAAAAAUCUUAAAGAAUAUACUGAUGCCUGGUUCUCUCCCUCAUAGUUUUGAUUUAAUUGGUUUGGAGUACAGCAUGGAUGCUGGAAUUUUUCAAACCUCUCAGUGUGAUUGUAAUGUGCAGGCAAGGUUGAGAACCACCAAGGAAGAGUUUUUAUGCAUAAAGAUUCCUAGAUUCUAUCCUGGAACUAAUAUAUCAAAAUCUCUGGGAAUGAUAUCUAAGGAUCUGAUUUGAAAAAGUAUCCAAAUUUCCUUAGUAAUUUCUAAGGAUUGACUAGUUUACAUACUACUUUUUUUGAGUAAAAUGGUUAGACACCUCGUACCAACCUACCCAUCCUACCUUUUAUAAGUAGGAAAAUAAAGGGUUGGAGCCUCUACAUUUCUUUGGUGAAAAUUAUUAAUACUAUUAAAAUAACUCAAAAUUUUGUAAAUUAUCAUUAUCACCGUAAAAGUACAAAAGACUAUAUAGAUAUUGAAAUUGCAAUUGUUAUUUUUCUAUAGGUAUAGUUAACAUUUUUUUAAUGUUAUGAAUAAGUUUCUGUAUAAGUUCAUUUAGGUAAUUUAAUUUUGUUGUACUGACAUGAUUCACUAAUUUUCCUAAUAUCAAUGUUUUAGUUAUUUUUAAAUAAGCUGUUUUAUAAUUAUGAUUAUUUUAAUGGACUUCUAUGGUGUUUUAGGUUCCUUUUGAAUUCCAUGUCUUUCAAGUGCUUUCCAACUUUGAGGGGAAGAAUUUGACCACCUGGACUAUGGAACUGUGCGUCACAGCUUUGAAAGUGUAUUUAAAAAUGCAGUCUAUAUGCAUUUAAAUCAGUUUAUUGGAACUAUAUUGCCUGUAUUUUAAUGACCUUCCUCAAAUAUAAUAAACUAUUUUCUUCCAGUA
Molecule: messenger RNA, 3552 nt
Organism: Lemur catta (Ring-tailed lemur)
Lineage: Eukaryota; Metazoa; Chordata; Mammalia; Primates; Lemuridae
Gene: RNPC3
Product: RNA binding region (RNP1, RRM) containing 3
Exons: 15
Coding region: 255-1805 (516 amino acids)
Biological process (GO): mRNA splicing, via spliceosome
Cellular component (GO): U12-type spliceosomal complex
Molecular function (GO): pre-mRNA intronic binding; U12 snRNA binding; protein binding
Source: RefSeq, a predicted model, not a curated record